UUCCAGUCGGAGAGCAGAGGCAAGGUGGAGGAAGAAGCCGCAGGACGGGGCCACCGCGACAUCCUGGACAACCUAUCCGGGUGAUGUGUCUGAUCCGCCGGCCUGUGUGCUGAGGGAGACACCGCAGAGCUCAAUCUGAAGACCUGAGAUCUCAUCAGCACAGAUAAAAGAUUUACGUGAAAAGCAAGAGGAAGGAUGGUGACUUUGGAAACCCCAGAAGCUCCUGUACCUCUGACCGCGCUGUCACGCUGGUACCUCUACGCCAUCCAUGGCUACUUCUGCGAGGUCAUGUUCACAGCCGCCUGGGAGUUUGUGGUCAACUGCAACUGGAAAUUCCCCGGUGUGACCAGCGUGUGGGCGCUCUUCAUCUACGGCACCUGCAUCCUCAUCGUGGAACAGAUGUACCUGAAGCUGCGCGGCCGCUGCCCGGUGUUGUUGCGCUGCAUCAUCUACACUUUAUGGACGUACCUGUGGGAGUUUGGCACGGGGCUGCUGCUGAGCCAGUUCAACGCCUGCCCCUGGGACUACUCCGAGUUCCGCUACAACUUCAAGGGACUGAUCACGGCCGAGUACGCCGUGCCGUGGUUCUGCGCAUCCUUCAUUGUGGAGCGCUUGGUCAUCCGCAACACUCUGCGGCUGCGCUUCCACGAGGGGCCCGAGGACGGUUGGUCAAACCAUUGGUCGGAUGCCGGCGGCGGAGUAGGGGCUGGUGUGAGGGGGAGAGAGAGGAGCAGAGGGAUGGGAAAUGAUGCUAACGGCUACCUAAAGGGAGAAUGAAUAAAAAGGAAGGACACAAUCUGAAACCAGCCCAAUCGCCCUGCUACACCUCUUCUACCCUCCUCAGCCACUUUUCAUAAGCAGUCCUCCCCCUUUAACUCUAUGGGGGAAGAAAACAGACAGCUCUGUAGACUGGGCUGGUGUGCAGAGGUGUACAGAGUAUCAGAACAGCCAGAAAAACAAAAACCUAACUGGGACUUCAAAUGCCCAGAAUCACUCACUGUGCUCUCUACUGUCAACAGAGGCACAAUAACUCCAUGCUGCUGUGUUUGCUGCAUCUCAUAACGUACCCACCCAUUUCCAUGUGGGAUUGACCUUAAGGAGAUCAGGAUAUCUCCUCUCCCAGAGACUGCAAAGAACUCGGGAUUAAAAAAAAAUAAUAAUAAAAAAUACUGUUGCGAAAAUUAGUGUUAUCAUCUUGCGAAGGAACAAAUUCAAGAACAAUAUUUCUGUUCUUCAGGGUAACAUCAGUCUAUCUGAGAGCAGAAUGCUUGCUGCAUAGAAGUCAUAAUAAAAAGUAGCUACAGCUGUAACAUGUUCUUUUUAAAAUGUACAUAUUGUCCUUUAGUAUUACUCAAAGUACUGUAGUAAUGUAGCCACAAAAAGCUCUUUAAGAACAUACCGACCACCCUGAGGCAAUGCUCCGUGUGUCAGCCUACAUCAUAACGAAUGUUUUACUGCAGUUAGUGAAUACCCACAAUGCCUGGAAAAAAAUGCAUGAAAAAAGUUGUCUUCCAAUAUAAUAUACAUUUUUACAGAGCUCACUCAGCAGUCAUACUGUACGUCUGUUGAGUCAGUCUGCUGCUCGUGUGUGUGUGAAGGGGACAGUAGCUCAGGCAGCAGAGCCGGUCGACUUGUUAUCACGGUUGAUUCCCCCGGUUUUCUCCUCCUGACGGCAUGCGGAAGUGUCCUUGAGCAAGACACCGAACCCCCCUAAAACUGCUCCUGGUGAGCAGGUCAUGGCCUUGCAUGGCUGCUUUCCCCCGCCAUCGCUGUAUGAAUGAGUGUGCGUGUGCGUAGGCUAAUGUGAGACGCUAAAUAAAUGAAGUCUAUUUACAAUAAUAGCAGGGGUGCUUUUCUGUUGGAAAUGAUUAUGAGUCAUGAGCAGGAGCAUAAAGCACCAAACCUCUUGAAAAAUUUCCUUUUUACCGUUUUUCAGAAAACCUUCUCAUGACUCACUGUGUGCAUGUCCAUUUUUUUGUGUUUAAUGUCGUCUCAGAUCUGCCAGGGUCGCAUGAGCCUCAUUUCUUGAUUCUCAUUCAGUGGAAAUCAGUAGCAACUCCUGUCAAGUCAUACAGUUUACCUGGGAGACCAUGGCUGCUGCUGCACGAUCAAAAGCGUGUAGGGAUGUAACGAUACACUCAACUCACGAUUCGAUGCGAUUCACGAUAUGAUUUUGACUGAAAAAGAUUCCUUUAUUUCUCAGAUAAAAUCUACAAAAUGUAUUUUCUACUAUAUUUUCUUUAUCAAAUGAUAGAAUCCUUUAUUUCUGAGGUAUAAACUGUGCAAAACAAUGCAUAUUUCAUUUCAUUUUUCAACCUUUUUGAAUCUUCACAUAUUCGUAUUGUGGUUUAACUGUCUUGCAGUGUAUCUUUACAUCCCUCAAAAAAAAAGUGUCUGUUGAAUACUGCUGAAUAUCCUGUUAGUUUUUGAGUGACACAGAACAAGAAGCAACUGCAAAAGUGUCAAAUUCACUAGUUUUGUCACUUCAGAGCGCGUCACCAGGUUUUCGCACCAUCUUUCUUAUUUACACUACGGUUCAUUUGACGAGUGUGUGCAGUGAAGAGCAGGAAAUAUGCAGCAGAUUAUGGUGAUUAAUUUAUUAAUCAGCAUCAGAAUUUGCUGCUCAUUUCUUUUCAACAUUAAUGAUCUGUGGUGUUGCACCGGACUGCAGAAGUAGGAUGAUUUAUAGUACACAUAAUCCACAUUUACCUAUAAUAUAAACAGGUCUAAAAUGCUCAAAAACUAACAAAUUAUAACAGUUCAGGUAGUAUUAGAUUAACUGUAACUAGAUUUUUUAAUGGUCUUAAUGUCACAGCACUCGUGUCUUACAUGAGGAAGCAGGUGGAAACACAAAAUAAUGCUCUGUUCCUCCGGUGUUGUUACUCUCCACGUGGAUCAUCUGCUCUGGAAGUAGAAAGAUCAAGGACUGCACUCUCACCUUCACGCAUACAGGAGCUGACAGUAAUGUUUUCAGCCUGAGUCGGUGGAACUGGUGCUACUGCGUUAAGCAUAAAACAGGUCGGACACUUUCCCUGUUUACAGUGAUUCCAAGAUACCAGGGGAUUGAUGUGAAAUGGAAACCUGAGCGCUGGAAAAGUAUUCCUCAGGAGGACCAUUUAUGUUGUAGACUCAGUCACAAUGCUUGUGCUGACAGUGGUUGGACUCAGCUUUUCCCCAUUUUAACUGAAAAAAAAAAUAGAAGCAAAAAACAGAUUCAAAUCCAUGUUUUCACGACACUACUGGACUACGUAGGAGGUGUGACCUUCAUCAGUGUGGCUGCAGUGGCAUGCAGUGUUUUCCCCCCUUACUGACUGUCUCCCUGGAGUCCGCAGGGUGAAUGGCAGGAGGCUGUUCCACAUGACGCAUAACUUGCUGCCACCUAGUGGAUAAAUUGGAAAACUGCAGAACUGGAACACAAACGUUUUACUAAGCUCGGACAAGAAAUAAAAACACAUCAAGAAUUCCUUUAUUGGGAUAAAAAAAGGAAAAAACAGAAGGAUAUAUCUGGGGUUUUUUUUAUUUGAAUUUCAUUUUUGGUAUGUUUUAAUUUAAUAACAUGAAUCAACAGGCUUAAAAAGCAAUACAGGCUUCUGACCCAGCAAUGAUUAUCUAGCUCAAGGCCGUCACCUUUUUCUCUUAAAAAAUCUACUAAACUACAUUUUGAGAACUGGUAUGCAGCUAAUAGUUUUACCCAAUUCUACUGCUUUUGAUGAGACAAAUCACAAGAACAUGCAAAAUUAAUGUGUGUGUGUGUGUGUGUAUUUGUUUCUCUGCAAUAUGUGAGAGAAGGAGUAUUGGGUGAGUGUGUAUAGUGUGUUUUACAGAGACCCCUUCUCUGUAUGUGUAUGUGCAUGUAAAGUAUGUUCAAACAGAACUGAUUCUCUGGUAUUUUUACCUUGAGGCUGCAUGUCCAAACUUUUCAAUUUCUCCUCCAAACCGAUUUUAUCCAAGUGAUUAUUAGCCCCAUGUACUGUAAUCGUUGCUUAUUUUUUCAUUCAAAUGUACAAGUUUUUAGUGAAAAUGGCUGUACUGUAUAUCACUGAUUAUGUUCCAUGUAUGAUUUAUCA
Morone saxatilis (striped sea-bass) is the source of this 4067-nucleotide messenger RNA. RefSeq names its product transmembrane protein 229B (gene tmem229b). The coding region runs from base 196 to 777 and encodes 193 amino acids. Lineage: Eukaryota; Metazoa; Chordata; Actinopteri; Moronidae. The transcript has 2 exons. The record is from RefSeq and is a predicted model, not a curated record.